CAUCGAUAAUCACACGAACAUUAUGUAUAUUCACUUCUCUAUCUAAUUAAAUGCGCGAAUAGCAAUCUGCAAUCGCUUGAAAUACUAUUUUGUUAAAUUCUGUGAAGUAACAGUGUGGUGCAUGUUGUGUUGAAAGUUUGUGUUCGAAUCCAGAUGAAUUAAUAUAUUUAAAUAAUCAAAAAUGGCUCCGAGUUUAAGUAAAUUAACAGGAAGGACAGAUGUUAAAAUUGCGUUAGCUGCUUCUGCGGCCCUAAGUGCUUGGCUCAUCAGGAACUCAAUAAAGUCAAGAACACCGAAAAGCACAAAACCUGGCCGGCUAUCACCUGAAGAACAGAUACAGUAUAUGAUAAAGGAGAGAGGGCAAAAAUCACCAAGAGCCCAGGUAGACGCCAGGUUCCUGGCGGAGCUGAAUGCGCUAUGGAAAAUAAUGAUGCCUGGCUUCUGGACCAAGGAGAGUGGUUUCAUGAUAUUGAUCGCAAUAUCGCUGAUCUCAAGGUCUAUGUGCGAUCUGUGGCUCAUACAACAAACAACGCUAGUUGAGGGAUCGAUUAUAACUAUGAAUCAUGGUGAAUUUAGAAGACUACUCAUACAGUUCUUCACUGCCAUGCCAUUGAUAUCUCUAGUGAACAAUGUAUUGAAGUGGAGUAUUGGCGAAAUGAAGUUGAGGAUACGCACCAAUUUAUCGCUGUACCUAUACCAGGAGUACAUGAAAGGCUUCACAUACUACAAAGUGUCUAAUCUGGACAAUCGGAUAUCAAACGCGGACCAACUGUUGACGACCGACAUCGAUAAGUUUUGCGACACCAUCGUGGACCUGUACAGCAACAUCAGCAAGCCGUUGCUGGACAUCGGCAUAUACCUAUACCGGCUUACAGUCAACUUGGGCGCUUCGACACCAGGCAUCAUGAUGGUGUAUUUGCUGCUCUCUGGAGUGUUACUCACAUACCUGAGAAGGCCCACAGCCCGCAUGACCGUGCAAGAGCAAAAACUUGAAGGUGAAUUCAGAUACGUGAACUCUAGGCUAAUAACAAAUUCGGAGGAGAUCGCUUUCUAUCAGGGUAACCACAGAGAGCAGCUGACUCUCCUGGCUAGUUUCUACAAGCUGACAAGGCAUCUGCGAAAGUUCCUUAACUUUAGAGUGUGCAUGGGUUUCAUCGACAACAUCAUUGCCAAAUACAUUGCUAUCACGGUGGGUUUCUACGCGGUGUCGAGACCAUUCUUCGUUACGGAUCACAAUCUACUCACGACGGGCACAGAAAAUGACAGGUUUAAACACUACUACACGUACGGGCGCAUGCUGGUGAAGAUGGCGGAGGGCAUCGGGCGCAUCGUGCUGUCGGGGCGCGAGCUGUCGCGGCUGGCGGGGCUCACGGCGCGCGUCACGCAGCUGCGCGCCGUGCUGCGCGACCUCAACCGCGGCAACUACUCGCGCACCAUGGUCGCGCACCACGAGCGGCACAACGGGCAGCCCAACCAGCCCAUGCUGAUGGCGCCGGGAGCUGGUCGCAUUAUUUACCAAGACAAGAUCAUAAAGUUCGACAAAGUGCCGCUAGUCACGCCGAACGGCGACAUCCUCAUCAACGAACUGUCGUUCGAAGUCAGGUCGGGUAUCAAUGUUUUGGUGUGCGGCCCCAACGGCUGCGGCAAGUCGUCUCUGUUCCGACAACUGGGCGAGCUGUGGCCGAUCUUCGGCGGCACACUCACCAAACCACCGAAGGGCAAGCUGUUCUACGUGCCGCAGCGACCGUACAUGACGUUGGGGACGCUGCGUGAUCAGGUCAUCUACCCACAAACGCGCGACGUCAUGAUACGUCGCGGGCGUACAGACGAGCAACUGAACAAAUUCCUGGAACUCGUGCAGUUGUCGUACCUCACCACCAGGGAGGGAGGCUGGGACGCCGUCGAGGACUGGAUGGACGUACUCUCUGGAGGCGAGAAACAGAGAAUAGCUAUGGCGCGUCUGUUCUACCACGAGCCGCAGUUCGCGAUACUAGACGAGUGCACCAGCGCCGUCUCCGUCGACGUCGAGGGACACAUGUAUCAAUACUGUCGCGAGAUGGGCAUAUCCCUGUUCACGGUUUCCCACCGGAAGUCGUUGUGGAAGCACCACGACCACUACCUGCAGAUGGACGGCCGCGGCGGCUACACCUUCGGCGAAAUAAACAACGAAACGCAGGAGUUCGGCUCAUGAUUCACACAUAGCUGAUUAACCAAGGUAUAUUAGUCAAAUUGUCGAUCCUCGCAUUUUCUACUCGACCAUUUUUUAUGAUAGUAAAAAACCGAUACCGAGUCGCUUGUGCGUAGUAUUUUAUGCUGUUCUAAAAAUGUGUGCCUUUUCGUCAAAGCAAUAUCGACUUUGUGUUCUUUAUGUACAAAGUUAAAUUCAGAUUGGGUAAAUAUGGCAAUUAUCGCUCAAAUACGUAGUGUGGUGCUGCCAUUAUGCACAAAUGAUGUGCCUGCGCAUAAUAGAAACGUGCAAUAUAUUUAUCUAAUUUAAGAUAUCAAAGUAGCCGGUAAAUUAACAGAUUAUAAUGUUUAUUUUACAUACAGCUGUUUUUGAAGUGUUAUUGUAAUGAAACUGUGUACCACCACACACACGCGACUUGUUUCGUCUUUUACUAAAUAGGUAUCUGUAUAGUUCAAAUAUUGUAAUGUACGUCUAACUCCUCUACAGGUGCAUCGUCUGAUAUAAUUUUAAAGUAACUUUAAAAUAUACAAUUGAAAAUAAUAAAAAGAACUUUACAUUCUUAUUAAACGCUCUUUAUUAUACAUGGUUAUUUUAAAUGUCAAGUAUUUGACUGGGAUCAAUAAAAUAUCAAAUCACAAAUACAAAUUCCAACUUAUUUCCUAUUACAUAAUUCGAAUUUAGGGCAUUAUUGCAAUAAAAUAGAUUGUGUGGGAUUAAUACCGAAGUAUGAUCGAUUAUAUAAUUUAGAAGUUUCAAAUGUAAAAUAAAUCACACGUUAACUAGUUUUUAAAAUGAUUUAUGAAGCAAUCAUGAAUUAAAUAUUUUCUAAAACUAAAUAUUUAACAUGUCUAUGAUAAACUCUAAUUACAAACACGCAAUGCAUUUUGGCAUUUUUUUCUCGGUCGAGUACUAACCUUACAUUGUUAUCAACAAUUGUUUGUGAAUUAGCCUUCAAUUAUACGACCCAUGAAUUUAAAGGUCGUUUAUUUUCGCACUGGUCAUGCUUCGGUGUAAUCUCACGUGAGACUGUACCUGUAAACUUUAUAUUAUUAUUAAACAAUAGAUAAUCGAAUAAAUUUGUAAUGCCAUAGAUCACAAAUAUAUUAAAAUUUUAUAUGGUACCAACCUAAUAAACAUCACUGAAUCUGUACUUACUAUUUUAUGUAAAAUUUUAAAUAUAAAAUUCCUAUAAAUAUAUUUUUUUUGUGAAUCAAUAUGAAAUUUGCCGUAAGUCUUUUUAUUUAGAUAAUUCAAUGUUUUUAAUUGUGGUUCAAAUACUGUACAAUUAUAAAACGAGGGAGUCAACAUAUAAAUACAAUCAUAAUAUUAUCUAUGUGUGAAUAUUUAUAAGCAUUUUGGAAUGUUUAAGUUAUGUCUAUUUUCACCAUCUUGUCUAGAAAUAAAAGAGCUUAACUGCUGCUGUUCAAUAAAUUUAUAUAUUACGUGGAUUGUAAACAGAAGACGGUGAAAAUGAGCUCUAUUGAUUUAUGUAGUAGAAGAAACAAGGACGAUUUUAUUUAUACAACAAUGCUUAUAUUUUAGAUAUAAAUAAUUUUGAUACAAAAUAGAAUGUUAUAUGUUUUUAAGUGGUAAGACCACUUGAGUGUGCCAGAUUUUUGAAAAGUUCCACUUUCGAUUUCAUUAUAACGUAUGCAUGUAUAGUUGUAGAUUUCAAACUCAAAUCAAUGGCUGCUGCAUGCAUCAAGACAUAAAUAAAAACUAUGAAUUUAAAGGGGAUCCCUUUUAAAAAACAUUAUUAUGUUUGGUAAAUAUCUAAAACAUUUUUCAAUUGAUAAUUUUUUUAUAUUUUAAAUAUUUUUUUAUUUUUUUAUAUUUUAAAAUGUUUUAAAUAUUAACCAAAAACUUAUAUUUAUUAAAACAGCUCUAUGGUGUAAUCAUACUUUUUGAUUUAAGACAUUAUGCAUAGGAGCCAUCAAAAUAUUCAAUAAUUUAAUUAUAAUUUUGCAUAAUGAUAUACAGUUAUGGACCAAGAAUUAAUAAAAAAAAUAAUAUUUUGUGACUCCAAAGUAGAAAGUGGAAAUUCUCAAAACUCUGAUGAAGAAAUAUUGUUUUGUUUUAGUGAUGUAUCUACUUAUGUGAUAAUUUUGACAAAGGUUUAAUCAAAAUUAUGUUAAAUGUCUAAGAUGUAUUUAUAAGUAGAUAAAGUUACCCUAUCUCUAGGAUAUUCCCUACUUUUUUCAAUAAAAUAUAAAUAUUUUGCUUAUGCUCUUUUCCUAUAAUCAUAUCAAUCUGCGGAAAAUAUAUUUGUGUAUUUGAAGUAUUCCGAGUGUAGUAAACAAUAUAGGAAAAAGAAAAAAAGGCCCUUUAUAGAAUACAGGUGGGAUAUGUCAUGUACUGUCCAAAAAUAUUCACAUUUGGAAAUAUAUGUGUCAAACAAUUAUGUAUUUUCAUAUUAAAUGUUUUUAUGAACAAAAUAUUUUUUAAUAAAAGUAUGCCAACAUAUUGUUUAUGCUAAUGACGUAGUUAUAUUCAUCAACAACAUUGUUUAUGUUAUGUAACAUAAAUUAACAUAUUUAUUUCACUGUGUUAAAUAAUUUUAAUUUCAAGGGAAUAAUUAUAUUUCGUUUAAAUAUGUCAAUCAAAUUAUAAUAAAAAAACAGUAAGUACAUAAAAAUGUCUACCGACAUAAAAAAAUGAUUUUUAAGGGCAGUUCUACAUUGGUAUUUUAAUCUUUGCAUAAUAUAUUAUAUUUUAAUUCAUUGACCAAAUGUAAUUAUUCCUUGUGAAUUGAUCAACGACAAUUCGUUAAACGUGACCAUUGCUGUGAUAGCUGUUAAGUUUGUAUUGUCAAUACGCGGGUGCUGGGCCAAUAAACACGGUUGAGGGCACGA
This is a messenger RNA of Manduca sexta (tobacco hornworm), 5040 nucleotides long. It is a transcript of the gene Pmp70, whose product is annotated as ATP-binding cassette sub-family D member 3. Gene Ontology annotation, molecular function: ATP hydrolysis activity; ATP binding; ABC-type transporter activity. Gene Ontology annotation, cellular component: peroxisomal membrane. Lineage: Eukaryota; Metazoa; Arthropoda; Insecta; Lepidoptera; Sphingidae. Bases 182 to 2191 code for a protein of 669 amino acids. The record is from RefSeq and is a predicted model, not a curated record. Gene Ontology annotation, biological process: peroxisome organization; fatty acid beta-oxidation; very long-chain fatty acid catabolic process. The transcript has 15 exons.